Molecule: messenger RNA, 597 nt
Organism: Pieris macdunnoughi
Lineage: Eukaryota; Metazoa; Arthropoda; Insecta; Lepidoptera; Pieridae
Source: the annotation of a GenBank genome assembly
AUGGCCAAUAAAAGAGUUCCGCGAGCUCCGUUACAGCCUAUCACUUCGUGGACUAAACCAGAUGUUGCUUUUCAUACCCUUCAUAUGGAUGUGUUAGGCCCAUUGCAAGAGUCGAACGGUUAUAAGCACGUCAUGGUGGUGGUUGAUGCCUUCUCCAAAUACUGUCUUUUGUAUCCCAUGCGUAAAAAAGACCUUGAAGAGUUAAAGCAAGUAUUUAAAAAUGUUGUUUCUUUAUUUGGUACCCCGUCUCUCUUGGUUACUGACAGAGGUCGUAUGUUCGAAUCCACUCAUUUUGUCAAAUGGAUUAACGAAUUAGGGUGCUCAAUACAUCAUAUUACACCCGAAAUGCACCACGCCAAUGGCCAGGUUGAAAGAUAUAUCCGUACCUUACUUAACAUGUUGCGGAUAGAGGUAAAUCACAAGAAAAGCGAGUGGUCUGAGGAGUUAUGGCGCCUGCAACUUGUGCUUAAUAUCACUCGACAGAAGACUACUCAAGCAUCUCCGUUGAACCUCUUAUUAGGUACCGAGGGCACUACUCCUGCAAUACAAGCUUUGGUUCGCGAUGUCACUGUAGACUGUUCGAGUUCUGAUAGAUAG